AUGAAACCGAAAAGGAUAAAUAUUGGAUCUUUGAGAAACUGCCAGUUCUUCCAAAAGCUAUUUGGCGGAAUAUUCCAUUCGCUAUGCUACACACAGAAUGCCUUGAGAUUACGCAAGUAUGGGUACUAUGAGCCAAAGGGAGCUCAAAUACCUGAAGAGGUUGAGAGGAUUCUACAUGAACUUGUGAUUCACUCAAUGUCUUUACAAUUUGUCUGCCGAUUAGAGGCGAAGAAAGUUCUCGAACUCGUCACCUUUACGUCAGGAGCGAGGUUAAGCAUGUUUGAAUUGUCUAAAUCUAUAGCCAGUGAAUCUCUAAUCCCGCAACGGUUAUUUGAUGACGGUGACGAGUUGGUAUUCGUUGCCGAUAUGCUUUCGGAUGAGUUUUCGCGAUUGCUAAACUCGGCUGUCCGCUAUGUUUUCAUCACCUGCGAACGACUACGGCCGGAAUUUACCACACUCCUCAAAGAUUAUAUCGAG
This is a messenger RNA of Cylicostephanus goldi, 477 nucleotides long. NCBI's taxonomy places the organism in Eukaryota, Metazoa, Nematoda, Chromadorea, Rhabditida, Strongylidae. The record is from the annotation of a GenBank genome assembly.